Paramormyrops kingsleyae is the source of this 1064-nucleotide messenger RNA. RefSeq names its product galectin-5-like. Gene Ontology annotation, biological process: neutrophil chemotaxis; eosinophil chemotaxis; macrophage chemotaxis. Gene Ontology annotation, cellular component: immunological synapse; nucleus; cytoplasm. Gene Ontology annotation, molecular function: laminin binding; disaccharide binding; IgE binding. The record is from RefSeq and is a predicted model, not a curated record. Lineage: Eukaryota; Metazoa; Chordata; Actinopteri; Osteoglossiformes; Mormyridae.
CCGGCCUCUUUAUCUCUCUGCAUUCAUCUGGACAGAGCUGAGCAGCAACCUUACCUAGGCAUUGACAUGACUGACCCCGAGCAAUCAUUCGCUGGCCCACCACUGACUGUGCCGUAUGACACCAACAUCCCGAGGGGAUGCUACGACCAGCUGCUCAUCACCAUUACCGGGCAGUUCAACCCCGACGCCAGUGUGUUCACGGUGGACCUGUGCCGCGGCGGCGACAUCGCCAUGCACAUGAAGUUGCAUUUCGACGACGAUGGCGGGCAGAGUGUUGUACGUAACUCCAUGGUGUCCGGCGAGUGGGGCACAGUGGAGCGAGAGCUGAGCUGCUUCCCUUUUGCCCGUGGUGAUCCCUUUGAGCUGAAGAUCCUGUGCACCGAUAGUGAAUUCAAGGUGACAGGGAACGGCGAUUACCUGUUCGAGUUCAAGCAUCGCAUCCAGGAGCUCGACUCCAUCAAUCAUCUUGGCAUCUAUAACGAUGCCACUCUCACUGGUGUCAGCAUGGACACCUUGCCUUAAACCCAGAGGCACCACCAGAAAUUUUAGGCCCCAUGAAAGCAUAUCAUGUUGGACCCCCAACUCAGACCAAUCAAAUUAUGUUCCAAAUAUUUCAGGGCCCUGCAAUUGUCCUAAGUUCCCCGUUCCCCCUUUACAACGGCCCUGCUUAAACCUUCCACACAGAUUCCCAUUUACUCUCCUUACUCAUUCUUAUCCGCUUAUCCCAUGCAAUAACACUAGGUGGUGCUAUUACUUUACAGUUAGUAUAGCUGUUUUUACCAUAGGUGUUUUACCAAACAAGAUAAGAUAGUUAGGUUAUUAGAGGAAAUUAAUAAGUCCCAGGGAGCCUCUUUAUGUUAACCAAAGGACAAACGUCAAAGACUAGCCCAACUUGACAGUAAUUAAGCACCAAAUUAGUAUCUUUCAUACAGCCAUGUACUCUUCCCCUCCAAUACAAUGAUUAAUACUUUGCAAAUGUAUUCUGUAUGUAAAUGUGAAUUCUGAGAUGAUGUUGGUGUUACAUGUCUGUUUAAAUUAAUAAACAUCAUUACAUACAGAUGCAA